AGCAAACUUGUCAGCUUGUUCUACAAUAAAUUGGUCAUAACCCGUUACGUGAAGCCGGCGAACUGCUGUCACAUUGAUAUUAUUAUUAUUUUUUUUAUUUAAAUAUUGUAAAUAAAGUUUUUAAAAAAAGUACUUUUAUAAUAUAACUUAAAAAAAUGUGUAUUGAUAGUGAUUUUAGUGUUCUAUAUUUAUUUUUUGUUAUUUAAAUAUUUAAAAUCAACCGUUUCAUUAAAAUUUACUUUAAAUUAAAUGUCGUGGAUAAUUUUAAUUAAAAAUAUUCAAUGAAACUGAUAUAUGCGGACUAAAAACUGAAGAACGAAAUCGAAAAUGGUGUUGAAAGUGACGUUUUUUUUAUUCUUAAUACACCAAGCUGCUACAGCCAGAUCAAUAGGUGAAGACUGUGAACCGAGUGAAGAUAUAUUAGAUGGAACUUGCAAAUUAGUGACCGAUUGUGAAGACGCUUUAAGAUUUAUUAAAAAAACGCGUCAACAUCCCUUUAAAAGAUGUGGAUUCAGCGAGGACCUAGAAAUCGUGUGUUGUCCAAAAACGAUAAUCGAAGUUUUUAACUCAGGCCAAGAUAAUUUCUCUUCAAGAGGUUUUAAUUCUAGUGUGACAAAAGACCCAUUUUAUGGAGAAACAAAACCACCACGGAGAAUUGCUGAUAAAGAAUGUGAAAAAAUAAUUGAAUCGAGUAUACCGCCCGUCGGAUUAUACAUAAUAGGAGGAGAGUUGGCGAAUUUAGGGGAAUUCCCGCACAUGGUGGCACUUGGAUAUAAAAUGACCGAUGAAUACAAAUUUCUAUGUGGAGGUACAUUAGUGUCGAAGACUUUCGUCAUCACGGCUGCUCAUUGUAUUGAUAAUCUCGAGAGAAUCAAACCGAGCAUAGUUCGUAUGGGAGUCAUAGAAAUUGGCGGUAAUGAAUUUAACAAAGAAACGGAUAUACGGAUAGAAGAGAUUAUCAAGCAUCCGGCAUACGUGAGGAGCGCCAAGUAUCAUGACUUGGCUCUGUUAAGAUUAGAAAGACCAAUUGAGGUGUCGGCUACUUUGAAUGCCAUUUGUUUGUACACCAACGAGAAAGAUCCAACUAUUCCAUUGACUUUAACUGGUUGGGGCACAACCAGUGCUACUAGAGACUUGAAAAGUUCCAAAUUGUUGAAGGCUGACGUAUUUGUCGUACCGACGAAUAUAUGCAAGAGAUCAUACCAAAACUGGCUCAAGCUGCCCCGGGAAAUCACCGACGAACAGAUCUGCGCUGGCGACCCAAAUGGGUUGCAGGAUGCUUGUCAGGGAGAUUCCGGCGGUCCUCUGCAGGGUCUGACAGACAGCGACGGCUAUUACCGGUUGGUGGGCGUAAUUUCGUUUGGUCGCGGCUGCGGCUCGACCGAGCCGGGCGUGUACACGCGCAUCGUAAAAUACCUCGAUUGGAUCGAGAGUGUGGUGUGGCCACGUUCGAAUAAUUAGUAUACAAAUAUAAUGUGCAAUAGUUGAGACAUUAUUUAAAAUAUCGAACAUUUUUAAAUGUUUUUCCUAUUAAUUUAUUUCUUUGUCUACGAUAACGUAAUGUAGUAGGUUUUAGGUAUAGUAAUUAAUUUAGUCAUUUUAUUGUUUAGAACUUACAAAAGACUAAACUAAUUUUUAACUAAACAAAUAAUAGAUAUUUUUAUGUGUAUAUACAAUACGCAAUCAUGUACAUUAAUGUAAUUAUAAUUUGAUGUAUAUACCACAUUACCACAUACCACAUUGGACAACAUCACAUACAUUACUCUGAUCCCAAUGUAAGUAGCUAAAGCACUUGUGUUAUGGAAAUCAGAAGUAACGACGGUACCACAAACACC
This is a messenger RNA of Vanessa atalanta (red admiral), 1835 nucleotides long. RefSeq names its product serine protease persephone-like. Lineage: Eukaryota; Metazoa; Arthropoda; Insecta; Lepidoptera; Nymphalidae. The record is from RefSeq and is a predicted model, not a curated record. Gene Ontology annotation, biological process: proteolysis. The transcript is spliced from 10 exons. Gene Ontology annotation, molecular function: serine-type endopeptidase activity. The coding region runs from base 328 to 1461 and encodes 377 amino acids.